Molecule: messenger RNA, 3804 nt
Organism: Coturnix japonica (Japanese quail)
Lineage: Eukaryota; Metazoa; Chordata; Aves; Galliformes; Phasianidae
Gene: PTDSS2
Product: phosphatidylserine synthase 2
Biological process (GO): phosphatidylserine biosynthetic process
Molecular function (GO): L-serine-phosphatidylethanolamine phosphatidyltransferase activity
Source: RefSeq, a predicted model, not a curated record
CUCCGCGCCUGCGCAGUGCCAUCCUCGCCUUGGGCCGCCUCGCCCACCGCUGUGCUCGGCGGGCGCGGGGCUGUUGGGCGGCCGCCAUGAGGCGAGCGGAGCGCCGGGCCCCCGCCGGGCCGCUGGGUAAAGCCGCCCUGGAGGAGCAGCACCAGCAGCCCAACGGCGGCUCUCCUCCGCCCGGCCACGAGAAGGACGGCCCCGCUCUCGCCCUCCGCCGCAGCACUGAGUCUGAGGUGUACGAUGACGGCACCAACACGUUCUUCUGGAGAGCUCAUACCCUGACAGUUCUGUUCAUCCUCACCUGUGCGCUGGGAUACGUAACCUUACUUGAAGAAACACCUCAAGAUACAGCCUACAAUACAAAGAGAGGUAUUGUUGCCAGUAUUUUGGUUUUCCUGUGUUUUGGAGUUACGCAGGCUAAAGAUGGACCAUUUUCAAGACCUCAUCCAGCUUACUGGAGGUUUUGGCUGUGUGUCAGCGUUGUGUAUGAGCUCUUCCUCAUCUUCAUACUCUUCCAGACCGUACAAGAUGGCAGACAGUUCAUGAAGUACAUUGAUCCUCAUUUAGGUGUUCCUUUGCCAGAAAGAGACUAUGGUGGCAACUGCCUUAUUUAUGAUCCUGGCAACGAAAGUGAUCCAUUUCACAAUAUCUGGGACAAACUGGAUGGAUUUGUUCCUGCUCACUUUUUUGGCUGGUACCUGAAGACCCUGAUGAUUCGGGACUGGUGGAUGUGUAUGAUCAUCAGUGUAAUGUUUGAGUUUCUGGAGUACAGUCUGGAACACCAGCUUCCAAACUUCAGUGAAUGUUGGUGGGAUCACUGGAUAAUGGAUGUGAUCUUAUGUAAUGGAUUAGGAAUUUACUGUGGGAUGAAGACCCUUUCUUGGCUUUCUUUGAAAACAUACAAAUGGCAAGGACUUUGGAACAUUCCUACAUACAAAGGUAAAAUGAAGAGGAUUGUCUUCCAGUUCACCCCCUAUAGCUGGGUCAAAUUUGAGUGGAAGCCAGCAUCCAGCUUACGGAGAUGGCUAGCAGUUUGUGGCAUUAUCUUUGUAUUUUUAUUGGCAGAGCUGAACACAUUUUACUUGAAGUUUGUCCUUUGGAUGCCACCAGAACACUACUUGGUCCUGUUACGGCUUGUCUUUUUUGUCAAUGUGGGAGGUGUGGCUAUGAGGGAGAUCUACGACUUCAUGGAUGACCCGAAAUUCCAUAAGAAAUUGGGUCAGCAGGCUUGGCUGGUUGCUGCUAUUACUGCCACGGAGUUUCUGAUUGUUGUGAAGUACGAUCCUUAUACGCUUACACUGUCCCUUCCUUUCUACAUUACCCAGUGCUGGAUCUUAGGGAUUAUACUCGUGCUCACCUGGACAGCCUGGCGCUUUUUUAUUCGGGAUAUCACGUUGCGAUAUAAGGAGAUAAGGCGACAGAAGCAAGAGCACAAGUAUGAAAAGGACAAAUGCUUGAGCAAUGGUGACGGACAUUCUUCAAUACUGGAUGAACAGAAUGGGAGCAAACUAAGGGAAAGGAAACUUUGAGCAAUGGUCAAAGGGCUAUAAAGAACUCGUAGUGCUCAAGUUGGCCUGGUGGACAGUUUCAACCAUAUCCUACCUAACUUGUAAUUUUCACUGUUAGUUUUCCAAGGUGUGAAAAUCGUUUUGAGAAGAUGUCACUUUGACAUGCACACCCUUUCUAGUCGUGUACACCUAGUCAGAGUCAGAGAAAGUCUGUGUAGAGGGAAGUCAGAACCGACAUCGUUGCGACAAGGUGGGAUCUUUGUUCAAGUGCAUUGCACGCCUUCCAAGGUUUGGAGACAAGGGGCUUUUAAGUGAAAGGGAAUCUGGCCCAUCUAUUUUCAGUUAACUGUGGGAUGUCAAUUUUGACAUCUGGGUAUUGGGAGUGCAUGGCACAGGAAAUGAAUUUUGUGUCUUCCGCUGAAACUGCCUGGAGGUGUGGAGUCAGAUUAUAUAACGUGUUCAGCCACCAAUUAACUGAACUGCAGCGAGAUAAACAGAUCAACUGAAGCUUGUGAACAAGUUGCGUUACUUGCACAGAAUGUAAUGCAGUACACUACUGUUACAGCACCUCUAAUGUGGGGGUUAUUGCCUUUCUCUAAACUGACUUUCAAUGUCCUGGAAUAGCUUACAAUAAUUUUAUGUUUUAUCACAGCUCUAGGGAGACAGAAGGCUUCUCCUUAGCCUUUUCUGGGGUUUUUUUUAUUAAUCCUGGUCAUCUCUUAAAGGUAAGGGAAGUUUGAAUAAGAAAGGUCAGCCUGCCUUUCAUUUGCUUCAUGGAGUAAAAUCUUCUUAUUAACAGAAAAAAAUGGGAGUUACUCCAUCAGUCUUAAGUUAUUUGCCUUAUUCUCAGCUCUUUUACUUUUGCUUGCCAAGAGGAUUUCAGUCUUGGUGUCUGCCUGUACAAAGCACGUCCUGUUCUGCCACCCUUCAGGGCUGCCCCGUUCCUCCGAUGGUAACUCCAGGCUGAGCAAUCUUCUGAGUCCAGCUGGAAAAGGCGUUCUCUGCACUACACACUGCACUGCCAUCCCUGCCAAAGGAGCAAACUAAAGGGAAGCAGCACGUAGCAGUGGAGGUCUGCAGGCCAAGCUAGACAGCGUUUUUGCUUGUGACUCAGCAUCUAGGAAAAGAAACUGGAAGCCUGGGCUUCAUUUGUGGGAUUUUUUUUUUCAUUUUUUUUUUUUCAGGGUCAUUAUUCCAAAAUGUAAGUGCUGCAACUAAGCAUCAAUUUUGCUCUAAGCCUCUGCGUUGGCCCCUAAGGCACUGAUGAAACUCCUUAAGUACAGUGAUCUAAUCUGGCUGUCGAAAGCGUUUAUCCUGAAGAAAAUGAUACAAUACCAGCGUAGCUUUAAAAAGCAUAUCCCCUCAAAUUCUAGGUGGCAGGAGACUUGAGAUGCUGCUGGAUAAUAAACAUCCACAUCUCCAGUCCCUUUUGGUCUUGCACGUGGAGAGCCACCAAAAUCAAUCUGCGUUUCUCUUAGGCUUAUGGAGUGACCUGAAUAUUUUCUGACCCUGAAGGACACUUAGCAGUAGGGCGGCCUUCAAUGAAUGGAACGGUUUGGUUGCAUCUGAAGAGCUCGACAAACGAAGCAGAGAUUGGAUGGGCCCUCGGGGCUGCCUCGGUUGCUUAGCAGGCAGAUGACCAUUGUGAGAGUGAAGCAUCCAGCUUCGUUCUUGAGUACGUACAGUUCAUUGUGGGUAGUCACUCAGUGGCUGCUCUUAAAUCAUAGUAUUCUGCUGCUGUGAGGUAGUGAAGAAUAAAUGGCCUUGUAACUAGGUGCUGACAAAUGUAUAAAUGGGCAGACAGCGCUGAGUUGAAGCAAGUAUUUAUUUGUUACACCGUUUCAGUCCAAGUUGUUCUCAUUUCUGGCUUUCCACCAUCCUUAUGAACUGUUGAGUGGUUGGUAGCUCCUACCGGUGUGUUGUGCUUGUGUAGUCCCAGGCUCAGGUCAGUCUGUUUCCAUCCCUUCCGUGUUGAUUAACACUGUGGUCCCCCCGUCUCUUCGCAGUAUGAUCAUCUGAGUCUGUUAUGUGAGUUGGGUGGUAACAGGCACAUCGAGGUGGAUGUGUCACUGUACCUUCCUCCUCCUCCUCCACCCUGCCAAAGACACACUGAGGUACUUGAGAAACAACCUCUGAAGUAUCCCUGGUUCCCAAUAACAGUUCUGGAGCUUCGACUUAUUACAUAAAAGCACUGACUUUUGUGUUUGUCUCCUUCUGUUUGAUCAGCUUUUAUGGUUAGUCUGGAUAACUUGAACCACUGUAAUAAAGCAAUGUUUGCUGGUGUGUUUUGGUA